This is a messenger RNA of Triticum aestivum (bread wheat), 1551 nucleotides long. RefSeq names its product berberine bridge enzyme-like Cyn d 4. The record is from RefSeq and is a predicted model, not a curated record. Bases 1 to 1551 code for a protein of 516 amino acids. Gene Ontology annotation, molecular function: oxidoreductase activity; FAD binding. Lineage: Eukaryota; Viridiplantae; Streptophyta; Magnoliopsida; Poales; Poaceae. The transcript has 2 exons.
AUGGCCUCGUCUCGGAGCUUAGCUCUUGCGCUCCUCUUCGGCCUCCUCUCUUGCUACGCAUCCGUCGUCCCUUCCCUAGCUUCCUCCCACGGCUUCCUCCAAUGCCUCUCCGCAGCCAUACCCAAGCCUCUGCUGCACACCCAGAGCUCGCCAUCGUUUACGUCGGUCCUGGUGUCCACCAUCCGGAACCCCAGGUUGUUCACGCCUAGCACGGUGCGGCCGCUCUGCAUCGUCACAGCGAUCAACGCCUCCCACGUCCAGGCCGCCGUUGUCUGCGGCCGCCGGCACGACGUGCGCAUCCGCGUGCGCAGCGGCGGGCACGACUACGAGGGCCUCUCGUUCCGGUCCGAGCGGCCCGAGGUGUUCGCGGUGGUCGACCUUGCCAACCUCCGCUCCGUGCGCGUCAAUGGGAAGGCGGCCACCGCGACGGUGGAGUCCGGCGCCACGGUCGGGGAGCUCUACUACGCCAUCUCCAAGGUGAGCGACAGGCUGGCCUUCCCGGCGGGGCUGUGCCCGACGAUCGGUCUGGGCGGCCAUCUCAGCGGCGGCGGGUUCGGCAUGCUGCUGCGCAAGUACGGCGUGGCCGCCGACCACGUGCUGGACGCCACGCUGGUCGACGCCAACGGGAAGCUCAUGGACAAGCAGGCCAUGGGGAGGGACGUCUUCUGGGCCCUCCGCGGCGGCGGCGGCGAGAGCUUCGGCAUCGUGCUGUCGUGGAAGGUGAAGCUCGUGGCCGUCCCGCCCAAGCUGACCAUGUUCCGCGUCCCGAGGUCCGUCGACGAGGGCGCCGUCGACAUGCUAACGAAAUGGCAAGAAAUCGCGCCGGCUCUCCCGGAAGACCUCUUCAUAAGGGUGGUCGUGUCGAAGCAGGUGGCCGAGUUCCAGUCCAUGUACCUGGGCACCUGCGACACGCUGCUGCCAUUGAUGCGCGGCCGCUUCCCAGAGCUCCGCCUGAACCGGGCGCACUGCAGGGAGAUGACGUGGAUCCAGUCCGUGCCAUACAUCUACCUGGACAGCACCGCCACCGUGGAGGACAUCCUCAACCGGACCACCUCCAUGGACACCUUCAACAAGGCCACCUCCGACUUCGUCCACCGGGCCAUCGCCAGGGACGUGUGGGUGAAGAUCUUCGCCUGGCUCGUCAAGCCCGACGCCGGGAUCAUGAUCAUGGACCCCUACGGCGGUCAGAUCGGCAGCCUCCCGGAGUCGGCGACGCCGUUCCCGCACCGUGCCGGCGUGCUCUACAACAUCCAGUACAUGAACUUCUGGUCCGCCGACACCGACGGGUCGGCGCAGACCAGGUGGCUCAAGGACUUCUACGCCUUCAUGGCGCCCUACGUGAGCAAGAACCCCAGGGAGGCGUACGUGAACUACAGGGACCUCGACCUCGGCAGGAACGUUGUUGUGGGCAACGUCACCAGCUACACGGCCGCUAAGGUUUGGGGCGACAAGUACUACAAGGGCAACUUCAAGAGGCUCGCCAUGGCCAAGGGCAAGGUGGAUCCUCACGACUACUUCAGGAACGAGCAGAGCAUCCCACCACUACACUAG